CCACCCCCUCCCACCCUCCGUCCCCGCCUCGCCUUCUCCUCCUCCGCCCCAUUUCCCCAAAGCCUCGAGCCGCGCCUCGACUCGCUCGAUCCCAUCUCCCGCUCACGCCCGGCCUCCGAGGAGAUCAGGCCACCGUGCGGUGCAGAGCUCGCCGUCCUCGCGCGCGCGGGAUCAUCUAGCUACCUUUUCUCGGCUCGUAGGCGUCAUGGCGCAGCGGGACAAGAAGGUGGAGGAGCCGACGGAGGUGCACCUGCACGCCGCGGAGAUCACGCUCUGCGCCAACAGCUGCGGCUUCCCGGGCAACCCGGCCACCAAGAACCUCUGCCAGAACUGCUUCCUGGCGUCCUCCUCCUCGCCGUCGCCCUCCGCCGCCUCGCCGCCGUCCCCUUCCUCUUCGCCCGCGGCGUUCCCGCUCUUCGACAAGCUGAGGCCGGCCGCCGUCGCGUCGCCCCUGCUGCAGGCGGCGCCCGUCUACAUGGCCGUCGACCGGCCGGCCGCCGGGCCGGCGGACCCGAAGGCGUCCAAGUCGUCCGUCAACCGCUGCCACAACUGCCGGAAGCGCGUGGGCCUGACGGGGUUCCGCUGCCGGUGCGGCGAGAUGUUCUGCGGCGCGCACCGGUACUCGGACCGGCACGACUGCAGCUACGACUACAAGUCGGCGGCCAGGGACGCCAUCGCCAGGGAGAACCCCGUCGUGCGCGCCGCCAAGAUCGUUCGGUUCUGACCAACAAGACACCACGCGCGCCUACCCGGACCGGCGAAAUCUGAAGCAAAAACCCACCCUUUUUCUUUCUUUCCUUUGAAAAAUUAAAGGCGUUCGCGAGAGUUUCUUAAAGGUGAAAAAAAAGGAGAGGAGGGUGAAAGAUGGCGAUGGGGCAGCCACGACGAAGAAACAGUGCGAUGAUAACGUUGUUGUUGUAGGCUUGUAGCGGUGGUUGGCAGUGGAGAGGAGGAGAUGAGGAGGAUGGGGUUGGUGUGUACUGUUGUCCCACAAUCUCUAUUUAAUUCAAAUUUCCCUAUUGUAUAAAUUAUUAUUAUUAUUAUUUCUAUGAUGCAGUAUUCGUUA
This is a messenger RNA of Aegilops tauschii subsp. strangulata, 1066 nucleotides long. RefSeq names its product zinc finger A20 and AN1 domain-containing stress-associated protein 11. The record is from RefSeq and is a predicted model, not a curated record. Gene Ontology annotation, molecular function: ubiquitin-protein transferase activity; zinc ion binding; DNA binding. Gene Ontology annotation, biological process: protein ubiquitination. Lineage: Eukaryota; Viridiplantae; Streptophyta; Magnoliopsida; Poales; Poaceae.